GCCGAGAGUCCCCGCCGCUGCGCUCCCGCAGGGCCCGGCGCCUGCCCUCCCCGGAGCCGGCCAGGGCGGGAGUGGAAGCCGGAUCCCGCUCUUUCGUUUUCGUUUCCCGGAAGGAUAGCGAUUACCGGAGCGCUCUGAGACCUUCCUGGCCCGGGAAACCCGAGGGCACUUCUCGAAAGAGAUUUCCUCCUACGCGACCUUCCAGUUUUGGGGACCCAGUUACGGGGCGAGGGAAGGAGGGGCUCAACGCGCUGAGCAGCCGCGGCCAAGGGAGCGCUCACGACUGACGGCGGGGAGCUGUCUCACCUCCACCUGUAAUGCAGGAGGGAGCACUGGCCAGCUCUUCCGUGAGGCCGGAGGCAGCCACACCACCACCGGGCACCCAGGCCAGAUGUGAAGCUAGAAUGAACUUGCUGGGUGAAGGGGGAAUCUGCAAGCUACCAGGAAGACUCCUCCCUGUCCCUGUGGUUGCAGGCAUCCAGCCAGCACUCUGGAGCAGGGAGGACGUGUUGUACUGGCUGCGCUGGGCUGAGCAGGAGUACUCUCUGCAGUGCACUGGGGAGCAUGGGUUUGAGAUGAACGGCCGAGCCCUCUGCAUUCUCACCAAAGAUGACUUCCGGCUUCGUGCACCUGGUUCAGGUGACGUCCUCUAUGAGCUGCUCCAGUAUAUCAAGACCCAGAGGCAAGCCCUGGUGUGUGGACCCUUUUCUGGAGGGGCCUUCAGGCACAAGGUGUCCACUCAGUGCUGCCCCUGCCUCCUGGAAGAGGGGACUGGGUCACUUCCGUUGGCUCCUGGAAGCAAUCUCCUGCAGCAGCCAUCACACCUGGGGCUGGCCAGCUCCUCAAGUCCCCUGGCCAAGUGGCCCCUCAGCAGGGAGGAGUCCCUCAACGUAUCACACUGUGCGGAGCUGGGCUGCAGGGCUAAGGGAGCCUGCUCCUUCCCCACCAUGCCACAGGCCCCCAUCGAUGGCAGGAUCGCUGACUGCCGGCUGCUGUGGGAUUAUGUGUACCAGCUACUCUCUGACCCCAGGUACGAGCCCUACAUCCGGUGGGAAGACAAGAAUGCCAAGAUCUUCAGAGUUGUGGAUCCAAACGGGCUUGCCAGACUCUGGGGAAACCAUAAGAACCGGGUGAACAUGACCUAUGAGAAGAUGUCUCGUGCCUUGCGUCACUACUAUAAGCUGAACAUCAUUAAGAAAGAACCCGGGCAGAAACUCCUAUUCAGAUUUCUGAAGACACCCAGCAAGGUCAGCCAGGAUGAGGACAGCCGCCUGGAGCAGCCAGAGAGCCAGGAGCAGGACAGGAUGGAUUUCAAGGAGAAGAUGCUGGAAGUCUCUCCGUGAGGGUCAGGUGGAUUCUGGGCACCAAGCACUGAUGGACAGAAACUGAGUAUCCCUUGAUGGCAGCUAGCUGCCCGUCUCUGCCUUCCUCACAGAGCAGCAGGGAUCCCCAAUGGGUUUUGCACUCACAGGAUCAUCACUGUUGUCUCAGACCUCAAAGCUGCCUGGGCACCCGGGAGGCUGAGAACUGGGAGGUUUUACAUUCUGGACACUGUGGGGGACAUCGUUCUUGAGUAAGGCAGCCCUGGGGCUCAGUGGGGCAUGAGAAUGAACUCUCUCCCUGCCCUACCCCUUGCUACCUGCUCAGCUUGGGAGCAGUUGCUGGGCACCGAAAGAGUCUCCAACUCAGCUCCUUCAACUUACAGAAGAAGGUAGCAGGGGCCCCUCACGGAGCCUUAGCUCCUUCCUCUUUUGUAAGAGGGACCUGUCAGUCUUAGUAAUAACAUCUAACAAUGCUAACUGACAUUGAAGUGACCCCUGUGUACCAGGCCUCUUACUAAGGGUCCUGUCCAUAUUUUAUCUCAUUCCAUUCACACACCAAACCCCCAAGGUUUAAAGAUGGGGAAACAGAGGCAAGGCUUGCAGAGCUUGGAUGUCUCUUCAGAACACAGCACUGUUCCUUGGCUGGUCGGUUGGUGUUAAUGAUUCUGCGUGUCUCUGGGGCCUUUAGUGACUCUGGGGCCCUUCUCAAGCCAAGGCCAUGGCCCUGCCUCACUGCCCUCAGCAUCUCUGGUGAAUGGUUCGUCUCCCUUGGCCCAACCUUCUUUCCUGCUUUCAUUCCUUUGGUGACGCUGUGACUAUGACCCAGCCGAGAGGACCUCUGCCUCCUGAACCUGUGGUCUCCUACCCACACCUGCCACAUGACCUUGGGCAGGUUGUUGUCUCUCUCCGGAACCUCAGGCUUCUCUGUAAAAUGCAGAUGCUGUUCCCAAUCUGACAUCACAGGAUUGCUAGAAAUCUCCGUAAG
This is a messenger RNA of Lontra canadensis (Northern American river otter), 2307 nucleotides long. It is a transcript of the gene ETV7, whose product is annotated as ETS variant transcription factor 7. NCBI's taxonomy places the organism in Eukaryota, Metazoa, Chordata, Mammalia, Carnivora, Mustelidae. The record is from RefSeq and is a predicted model, not a curated record. Gene Ontology annotation, biological process: cell differentiation; regulation of transcription by RNA polymerase II. Bases 318 to 1343 code for a protein of 341 amino acids. The transcript is spliced from 8 exons. Gene Ontology annotation, molecular function: sequence-specific DNA binding; DNA-binding transcription factor activity, RNA polymerase II-specific. Gene Ontology annotation, cellular component: nucleus.